This is a messenger RNA of Mycena indigotica, 2544 nucleotides long. Its product is annotated as CNNM transmembrane domain-containing protein. Gene Ontology annotation, biological process: magnesium ion homeostasis. The coding region runs from base 1 to 2544 and encodes 847 amino acids. Lineage: Eukaryota; Fungi; Basidiomycota; Agaricomycetes; Agaricales; Mycenaceae. The record is from RefSeq and is a predicted model, not a curated record. Gene Ontology annotation, cellular component: intracellular membrane-bounded organelle. The transcript is spliced from 11 exons.
AUGAGCUCGGCCCCCAACAUAUCUCAGCGUCAUACCCGUCGUCUGCUUUACAGCGUUUUCUCCGUAGCUUCCCAAUAUGUGCACCGAACUCUCCAGAGCAACAGCUCUUCUACCAAUGGCGGCGCAGGCGUUCUCAUCAAACGCGAAUUUGACCCACACAAACGUCAGGAUAUCGCCUUCGCUGUACUCAUUCCUUUCCUUGUCAUGGCAAGCGGACUCUUUGCGGGCCUAACCCUGGGCUAUAUGAGCUUGGACGAAACCCAGCUCAACGUUCUUAGCAUUAGUGGUACCCCGAAACAACGCGAGUAUGCGAACAAGAUCAAGCCCAUUCGCCAAAACGGACACUUGCUCCUGGUCACACUACUCCUCGCAAACAUGAUCAUAAAUGAGAGUCUGCCUCUUGUGGCGGAGCCUGUACUGGGUGGCGGUGUUCAGUCCGUUGUUGUCUCCACCGUUCUCAUCGUUAUUUUCGCAGAAAUCAUCCCACAGUCGCUCUUCACUCGACAUGGGCUCUAUCUUGGCGCGAAGAUGGCUGGUUUGACUAAAUGUCUUAUCUACUUGCUGUUGGCUGAUCCUGGAUUUUCGCGAAUUCACAGGGUAUCUUCUCUUGGCCUGUCGCUAAACUUCUCGAGUUUACGCUGGGUCCGCACCAUGGCAUUAUAUAUCGCAGAGCAGGCUCAACUGAAGGAGCUUAUUGCUAUGCACUCCUCGCUCGCUACACAUGGCGGAGAUCUCAAGACCGACACCGUUACCAUCAUCGGCGCAACACUCGACCUGCAAGAAAAGGUUGUUCGGCAAGCCAUGACCCCUAUCGAAGACGUUUUCAUGCUCUCCAUCGACGCGAGUCUCGACUACGACUUGCUCAAGCAGAUAUGCAUGACCGGCCACAGUCGCGUCCCUGUCUACGAAGAGGUCGAGCUCCACGGAAACAAGGUCAAGAAGAUUCUCGGCAUUUUAUUGGUCAAGCAGUGUGUUUUGCUGGAUCCUAAGGAUGCCAUUCCUCUUCGCAAGAUCCCGCUGAAUAAGGUUCCGUUCAUCCCUCAUAACGAGCCGCUCCUCGGUCUAUUGGACAAGUUCCAGGAAGGUCGCAGUCAUAUGGCCAUUGUCAGUCGCUUUGGCAUGGACAAGGCAGCGAGCGUCAAGCAGGCGGUCAAACGUGGUCUAGCUCAACGCCUUCGUGAACGUGUUGGCAUGGCCGACUCUGAUUCAAGCGACGAAGACGAGAAGGACAAGCAGAAGGAGGCGAACCGACGCAAGAAGAAGACCAAGAAGGCACGUGAUCUCGAGGAGGGUAUCGUCGAAGAGGUCGAGGGUGAGGAAAUGCCUGGAGAUGACGACGAAAAGGAAAAGGCAGACAUCACCUUCCAACGGGGUCGCAAACUUGAAACUCCGACUGUCAAGAACAAGGACGAGGAGACCCAGUCUAAGAGUCGCAGAACAAGCUUUCAUUUACCUAAGGCUGCCGCCGGGAUGGCUUCAUUCUCGACUUUGGAGCAGAGCAUGCCUGCCGACGCUGUCUUGGGUAAAGAGGGUGUCGCUGAUUUCAUGCAAAACUUCGAUCCUGCUAUGAUGCCCCUUGGUAUUAUCACACUCGAGGACGUCUUGGAAGAACUAAUCGGCGAGGAGAUUUACGACGAAUUCGACCCCCAAGGUGCCCAUGGCGAUCCCUAUGUUCCCCCCGUUCGAAUUGAAGUUGUACCUCCCGUUGUCGUCAGCCCAUCUGUCGAUGUUUCUUCUGGACCUGGUGCAGUCAUCAAGGCCACUUCAAACCUCAAGGCGCCGGCUCCAGUGCUUAAACCACUUUCGCUCAAGGGUCUCAACUUCCUUCGCUCACGUAGUGCCCCCCCUACGCCUCGUGAACCUCCUGCUGGAGCCAAUGUGUUGACUGGUGCUGCGAAAGAAAGUCCCGCUGCUCUCCCAUCGCCUGAGGCAGAUGCAGAAACGUCUCGUUUGAGCGAAACUCCCAGUACCGCAACGGCAAUUUCUGUGUCCGCUGGGCCCGGAGUGGCUGGUCAAAUUCUUCCCGAGGUCAUUCCUGAACGCGACACGCCGUCUCCAACCUUGUCACUUACGCCUACGGUGCCUGAUGAGCCGGUUCAACCGGAGAUUCGCGUUCAACGGCCUUCCCCCGUGCAAGCUUAUCCGACAUCAAUUCCACCCAGUGUUGUAGCUUCUCGUAGCGCUUCUCCGGCCCCAUCGUUGGAAGCAAUUUUACUUGAUCGCAAGGCUCAACGCCGUCUGGGUGGGGCAGCAACAGCACCGACUGGAUCGAUUAGCGCAGCUAUUGGAGCGGGCAAUACUGCCAACGUCGGGAAUGUCGCUUCGACGGGUCAGGGAAGCAUGGCUGGAGCAAGAAAUACAGCUAGCACCGGCCCCAAAGGCACUAUGUUCAAGAGCAGUCCACUUGGUGGAGGUGAGCGGUCGGGCGUAGUUGUCGCCGAGCAAGUCAAGAGUCUGAAAGGUGGUGAGGGAGGGGCGGAUGAGGAGGGCAAGGCGGGAGACAGGAUACCGAGUGAGAAGGACAAGGAAGGUCCGGACAUAUGA